This is a messenger RNA of Trichomonas vaginalis G3, 1161 nucleotides long. RefSeq names its product protein of unknown function (DUF3447). The transcript has a single exon. Gene Ontology annotation, molecular function: protein binding. The record is from RefSeq and is a predicted model, not a curated record. NCBI's taxonomy places the organism in Eukaryota, Parabasalia, Trichomonadida, Trichomonadidae. The coding region runs from base 1 to 1161 and encodes 386 amino acids.
AUGACAGACCAAGACAUUGAUCCAAAUAAAUACAGUGAAUUGCGAAGUAUAUACAAAUACUACAUUGAUCCAUACAAUGCAUUGUAUCAGCUGAAAACAGAAAAUGAUGAAGAAUUAAACUCAAUUUACAAAAUGAUCAAAACAGAAUUGAUUGAUUUAAAGAAAUAUCUUCCCCAAAAUAUAAUCAUAGAAAUUUUGUAUAUUAUUCAGUAUAAUAAUCGCUAUACAAAGUCAUAUUUAACUCUUGCCAAACUUAUAUCUGAUGAAUAUCAUAUCAAAGAGAUCAGUGGUAUGAAAAUCAUUUCAAACUUCCUAUUUUAUGAAGAAUAUGGAAUAAAAUUUGACAAAUCCGAUGAUUUCGAAAAAAUUGAAUUUUAUAAUCUAGAUAUUCAUAAAGGAAAUACGAUUUACAGAGCAAUUAUGUAUAAUGACUUAGAAAAAUUCAUUUUAUUCACGGAGAGAGAUGAUUUUAAUGAAUUUCAACUGCUUAUCUGUGAUUUGUAUCCAUAUUCUAAGCAAGGAUAUUCAUUUCUUGAAUUAUGUUGUUAUCAUGGAGCAGUUGAUUGUUUCAAGUUAUUAAGAUCGAAAUUUAACUCAGAAAUAACUCAAACAUGCUUAGAAUUUUCAUUUUUGGGAGGAAAUCCAGAUAUCAUGAGUGAAUGUUUGAAAUAUCAAAAACCAAAUAAAGAAUGCAUGAAAAAUGCAAUUAUUUCACACAACAUUGAUUUUGUGACAUUCUUGAUGAAUGAAUACAAUAUAGAGAUCGAUUUAUAUGGUUGCGUAUUUUAUAAUAAUCUUGAAUCAUUUUUGGUUUAUUUCGAUCAAACUAAUGAUAUUGACCAAUGUUUUGUUUUUUCAACAAUGUUUGAUAUUCCGUCCCUUUGGGAAUAUUUCCUUUCACUUGGUGCAAAUAUCAAUGUAAAAGGUCAAAAUGGAGAAACCGUUCUUCAUAUAACAGCAAUUAAUAAUAGUAAAGAAGCAGCUGAACUUCUCAUUUCCCAUGGAGCAAAUGUCAACGAAAAAGAUGUAGAAGGGAAAACAUCUCUUCAUUACGCAGCAGAAAAAAUAGUAAAGAAACAGCUGAACUUCUUAUUUCACACGGCAUUAACAUCGAUGAAAAAGAUGGACUUGGAAAAACAGCUCUUCAUUAUACAGCAAUAG